Culicoides brevitarsis is the source of this 2017-nucleotide messenger RNA. It is a transcript of the gene fs(1)Ya, whose product is annotated as mitosis initiation protein fs(1)Ya. The coding region runs from base 69 to 1880 and encodes 603 amino acids. The transcript has 4 exons. The record is from RefSeq and is a predicted model, not a curated record. NCBI's taxonomy places the organism in Eukaryota, Metazoa, Arthropoda, Insecta, Diptera, Ceratopogonidae.
CAAAAAAAUCGCUUGUCAUCAAGAGAAACAUUGAAAAUUGUUGAUUUUAAUUGAAAUUCGUAUCGAUUAUGAUAAUUCCCGACAAUAUCAAGUGUGUGAUUUGUUCUCGUAUUUUCUGUUGUCCAAAUUGUCGAAAAUUGCACGAGGAGCGAGAACACGCGGUCGAGGACAAGGAAAACAUCCACAAAAGUUGCUUCAUUUGUCAUGGGAAGCCGCAUCCACUGAAGAAAGUCAAUUCGGAGUUGCUGAUGGAACACAUUUUGGACGCCCAUUUACCACUUCAUUGCCGCAAAUGUAACAAGAUUUAUAAUUCCAAAGAUGAUUUCCACGAGAUUGAAAAAUGCGUUGGAGCCGGAAAUAUCCCCAAAACGCCCACAAUUCCCGAAGACGAAGCGGAAGACGACAAAGAAAACGUUCAACCGACCAAAGACCAAACCUUGCCGACUCACAAAAUCAUCGUUGAAGAAGUUGACGAAGCACUUUUGACGCCUUUGACUAAAAUUAACCUCAAAUGGCGUCGCAAAAGUGCCGGAUUUGCCAAUACCACGAGUGAUCACAGUGUCUCGGCUUCAGUUUCGGCGAUCGCGCAUCCCAAUCAGUCCCAAUUGAAAAUUAAUCCGGAUUCGGGAUCAAAACUCGUCCGUACUACAUCGACGCCCAUGAAUCAAGUUUUUCUCACGAAGCCCGGCAGUUUGGAUUCUUUGUGUGGAUCGUCGUACCAGGCUUCGAGCAUCGAUCACACGAGCGGCAUGGAAACGGAUCAAAGUGCUUCGAAUUCGUCGUGUUCCCCAUCGCCUGCGGUUGUCAUCAAACGUACUCAAUUUCAGCUGCAACGCACAAAACAGCUACGAAAUCGACUUCCGAAGGCUCAAACUCCGUUGCGACAAGUCAUGUCAAAGUCCAUUCAACGUGCCCUGAUCGAGCAACGGGCGGAACGGACAAAACUCCUGCAAAAAGUCGGAAUGCCACGCAAGAUGAUCUUCGAUUCGAUGAGUUCGAGUGACGGAAGUAUCGAUGAACCGGCGUUUUCAUCCACAAAAAGUCCUGGGAACUCGGGAGUUUUGGACUUGAGAACGACUCCGGUGCUAAAACGCACGAACAGUGCCCCGCUGUCGCGCUCAAAACGCCAAUCGAUCGUCGUACGGAAGAAAGUUAGCGAGGAAUCGUUGAUGGUUGAAGCUCUCCUUGACGAAAAUUACCUUCAAUCGGAUUUCCGGGCCAAAAUUGAGGCCAUCAGCGAUAAUGUCAUCAACGAAACCAAGUACGAGGAAGGCAUCGCACCCAUCCCAUUGACGCCCGACAUCGAUUCGACGCCUUUUAACAACAACAACAGCGACGAAAUUUGCUUCAAGUCAUGCAUGGACGACAAAACUCCCGUCAAAAAAUCCGCAAUUGUCACGCCGAUGCCACAAAAUCUCCCCGUCGUCGACGAUUCCUUUGCCAAUGAAAUUUUUUAUAGUCCGAAAAACGUUUCGCGCAGCUUUAACACUCAAUUUGCGGAGGUUUCGGAGUCCGAAAGUGGCGAUGAUGACGUUUUCACAGCAAAUAAAGAUGAAGAAAUUGCCAAAGAACCUCCGAAUCGUCUCUGGAAACUUUUUUCUUCGGUCAUGCGAAUGGCUACGGGAUCUUUGAACGAAGAACCGAGACGUUCGCCGCCGAAGCAAUCGAUCGUGAAACGUUCCUUGAGCCAUUUGGGACUCAUCGCAAAACGUCCCAUGGCAUCUCCGAGACCACAUUUGAAGCGCAAACGCAAAACUUCGUCCCAAACGUCGACAAAUAGUGAACAAGGAGCUGUUAUUCCGGAACUGAGAAGUCCAUUGGCGAAAAAAUAUAAAAGUAUUACGGGACGAAAGCCGAUUUCACGCAUGCAGAGCAAAUAAUUGAAGAUUAAUUUAAGAUUUUUUUUGUUGAUUUUUGAGCCCGAAUUAAUGGAGGCCAAACGAUCUCUUGAAUCAGAGUAGAAUCUUGAACUUGUACUAAAACUUGAAUAAAAUUUUAAUUAUUUUUUUUAUUUCAA